Messenger RNA from Ichthyophthirius multifiliis, 1887 nucleotides. RefSeq names its product katanin p80, putative. Gene Ontology annotation, molecular function: protein binding. NCBI's taxonomy places the organism in Eukaryota, Ciliophora, Oligohymenophorea, Hymenostomatida. The record is from RefSeq and is a predicted model, not a curated record. The transcript is spliced from 3 exons. Gene Ontology annotation, cellular component: katanin complex. Gene Ontology annotation, biological process: microtubule depolymerization.
AUGACAAAAACAACGUUUCAAUAUGGAAAAUAUCAAAAGAUAAGCCUUUAUUAGUAAAAAUUAAAUAAAAAUAAAAAGUUAAAUAAAAAUAAAAAGCAAUUUAAUUACAACUAAUCAGUAAAUAACCAAGUUGAAGUAACAGCCGUUAACUUUAAUCAUUCAGAUACUGAAAUAUAUUCUGGUUCAAACCGAGGAAUAAUACAUGUAUGGGAUUUAGAAUCCUAAAAAUUAUCAUGUACAUUAAAAGGACAUACAGUAGCCGUAAAUACAAUAUCAAUUUUUCCUUUUGAAGAAUAAAAACAUUUAAUAAUGUCAGGAUCAUGUGAUACGAAUAUAAAAGUAUGGGAUUUGCGUACCAAAAUAGCCAUAGCAACUUUAAAAGGGCAUUAAAACAUUGUCAAUUGUGUCGCAGGUUCACCCGAUAGUAAAAUGAUAGCCUCAGGAGGAUAAGAUGGGUUUGUUAAAUUAUGGGAUUUAUAUUAAAAUAAAGUUAUUUAAACUUUCACUUUACAUGAUGGACCGAUUACUUCUUUGAAAUUUAAUCCUAUUGAAAUGGCUUUAGCUAGUGCAAGUGCAGACCGAACUGUUAAAUAUUAUGAUUUGGAUAAUUUUUAAUUAGUAAAUUCUAAAAGAAAAAAUAUAUAUAUAAUUUAAUUUUAUUAGAUUGGAAGUUCUAAACCUGAGGCAACUGCUAUUUAAUAAAUAUUGUUUAAUGAAGAUGGAAAUUUAAUAUUUACAGCAGCACAUGAAAGUUUAAAGGUUUGGAAUUUAGAAAAAGAAGGAGGAAUUUUAAUAGAUAAUGUAGAAUCAUAAUGGAGAGGAAUUUUAGAUUUAGAAAUUUCAGAUGUAGAUGAAAUGGUAUUAGGAAUUUCUUAUUCAGCUUAAAAUUUUUCCUUAUGGGCUUGUCCAUUAGCAUUAAUAAACAUGGAUCCGGAAAACCCUUAGGGUGCAAAAGUAACAUAAUCAUAAUAAAAAUGUAUGAAAAUGCCAUAAACAUAGCAAAACUAAACGUAUGAAAAUAAAAUCUUUUAAAAUAAUAAUAAUAAUAAUAAUUCUUAUUAGAUUAUACAUUAGAGGGAUUUAGAAAGUAAUGAUUUACAUAAUAAUAGAUGCUAUUCUGAAAUUUCUCAUAAUGCUAAUAAAGUUGUAGAUUUUUAAAUUCCUUUACAUAAUAAUAAUAAUCUUUUGAAUAUGAAAGAAAUAAAAUCAUUUCCUGAAAUUAAAGCAUAAUACUAAUAAUAGUAAUAUUAAUAAUAAUAAUAGUAGAUUAUAUAAAAUACAGCUAAAAUAUAAAAUUAAAAUAGCAUUAGUCCUUAAAAAGAUGAAAACAUGCCUAUAGAGGAAGAUAUAAUAAUACAAGAAGAUGAAUAAGAAACAAUAUAAAAUAAUAAUAAUAAUAAAAAUAAUAAUGUUUUAGAGUAAUCGACCGUAAGCUAAACUGAUAGUCUUAUUAAUAGUGUUAAUUUUAAUUCUAUAUUUGAUGAAAAGCAGAAUACAAAUAUUAAAAAAAUCGAUUUAAUUAAUGAAGUUAUUAAAAAAAAAAAAAAAAAAAAUAAAAAUAAAAAAAAAAAAGAUUUCCUAAGAACAUUAAAAAUUCAAAUUACUAAUGAAUAAUAGACUAAAUUAUAUUAAACCAAUACAACACUGGUGGAAUUUAGGAAAUUAAAAAUCUUCGAUAUAUGCAAUUAAUUAGUAAUAAAAACAUAAAUAAUAAAAAUAAUAAUUAUAUAUAUGUGUAUAUAUAUAUAUUUAUAAAUCUAUAUAUAUAUAUAUAUAUAAAAAUAAUAUAUAUAUAUAUAUAUAUAUAUAAAUAUCAUAUAGAUAUAUAUAAUAAAUAUAUCAUAAGAUUAUUUGAACCUUGCUAUAUAAUGGAUGCUUUAAAUAUGA